Messenger RNA from Colletotrichum phormii, 744 nucleotides. Its product is annotated as short-chain dehydrogenase. Gene Ontology annotation, molecular function: oxidoreductase activity, acting on the CH-OH group of donors, NAD or NADP as acceptor. Lineage: Eukaryota; Fungi; Ascomycota; Sordariomycetes; Glomerellales; Glomerellaceae. Gene Ontology annotation, cellular component: cytoplasm. The annotation marks the transcript as partial. The record is from RefSeq and is a predicted model, not a curated record. The transcript is spliced from 2 exons.
CCCUCAGCCCUCUUCCAAGAAACAAACGUCGCAUCCUGGCCCAGCCUAGCCCGUCUCUGGUCCAAUGCCCUCUCCGCCUUCCCGAAAAUCGACAUCGUCGUCACCGGCGCAGGCCUCUUCGAACCAGCAUGGAGUUCCUUCUGGCACCCUCCCAAAACACUCUCGAACCCGGACAGUGAAUCCCGUGACGCAGCAGACGCGGACCCGGGGACGUAUGCUGUCCUCGACGUGAACUUGACGCAUCCGAUCCGGCUGAGCCAGCUUGCGAUUGGGUACUGGACGCAGGAGGGGCGAAGGGGGUGUCUGGUGCAUGUGAGCAGUAUCGCGGGCCACGCGGCGGGGAUUGGGUCGCCGUUGUAUGUUGCGAGUAAGCAUGGCUUGCACGGCUUUGUACGGUGUAUGGCCGGGAUUCGGGAUCGGUUGGGCAUUCGGUGUAGUGCUAUUGCGCCUGGGGCCGUGAUGACUCCAAUGUGGUUGGAGGACCCGGGGAAGAAGCACAAGACGCAGGGCGAAGGCGUCGAGCUGUUCCUUGAGCCGGAGGAGAUUGCUAGGGGUAUGCUUGAGCUUUGUGAGAAUCCAGAGUAUGGCGACGGGACGAUUUUGGAGGUUUCCAAGGGGGCUAUGCGUGUUGUGCCUCUUUUCCGUGCUGAGCCGCCUAGUGGGGUUGGUGUUGUGUUGCCCAGGUUGGCUGAGAAUGCGGAAAAGGUUUGGAAGAAGCUUGAGGGGUCGGGGUUGAGGGUGUAA